GUCAAAAUCAUAUGUUUGUUGUUUUGUUGUCCUGCUAGCGUGCCGUUUCUGCCGGUUUUUGGUGUGUCUUCUGGUGCGGAUCUGGAAUCGAUUUGGGCCUAAUACUGGUUCUAGGAUAGAUGGAAACCAGUGCUGUGAAAUCGCCGGUCUCAGCUGCGGAAGAAGACGCUCCUGCAAACGGGAAACGACCACAAUUUGGCAAUCGCUUCCUGUCGGAAGAGGACGAUGUUUUCCAGCACAAUGCUUGGUAGGGUUCUGUUUCAUUUUCGCUCUCUCAAUAAUUACAAGCACCCUUGUUGGGCGUUGCGAUUUUAUACCGAUUAUGAGUUCACUCGCUACCGGAAGAAGCCUCGCAUUGGCGAGAGAUUUCUGAAAGAUCCGGCAAGGGUAUUCGAUUUCAAUACAUGGGACAACGUCGAAUGGGAUGAAGAGCAGGAACAGGCAGCUCUCGAAGGCGUCCGGAAAAACUCCACGGUGAAAAUGGGCGUCCAAGACGCGGAGAAACUCGAGAUGGAAGCGGACGCAAAUUGGGACAAGUUCUACGGAAUCCACCAGAAUCGGUUCUUCAAGGACCGACAUUGGUUGUUCACGGAGUUUCCGGAACUGGCCCCUCGGAAUACCAAGGACGCACCGGAGCGAGUUUUCCCGGAGGGAGUCGAGAGUACUGGAAGCAAUCCUGAGACAGCCCUGGCGGUGGAUCCGGAUGCGCAGCGAACCAUCUUCGAAGUUGGCUGUGGAGUAGGAAAUACGGUGUUCCCGAUUCUGAAGUACAGCGUUGAGGAAAACUUGAAAAUUUACGCCAGCGAUUUCUCGAAGCAAGCAAUUCAGAUCCUGAAGGAAAGCAAAGAGUUCGACGAAAAACGCUGCGAGGCUUUUGUCCUCGAUGCCACGGCAGAAACGUGGGACGUCCCAUUUGAGGAGAACAGUAUCGAUAUUAUAGUGCUGAUAUUUGUCCUGUCGGCAAUAGACCCUGAGCGCAUGCAGCAUGUCGCCAACCAAAUUGGUCGCUAUCUGAAACCGGGAGGACUGUUGUUGCUCCGAGACUACGGCCGUUACGACUUGGCCCAGCUACGGUUUAAGCCGGGCAAAUGUUUGAAGGAGAACUUCUACGUACGUGGUGAUGGUACGCUGGUUUAUUUCUUCACUCAGGAAGAUUUGCGGACACUUUUCCAAAAUGCUGGACUCGUUGAGGAGCAGAAUAUUGUCGAUCGUAGACUGCAGGUCAAUCGGGGGAGAAUGUUGAAAAUGUAUCGCGUUUGGGUGCAGGUAAAGUUCAGGAAGCCUUUGUAAUAAAUUGGCUGAAUAUAGGAAA
Molecule: messenger RNA, 1312 nt
Organism: Aedes albopictus (Asian tiger mosquito)
Lineage: Eukaryota; Metazoa; Arthropoda; Insecta; Diptera; Culicidae
Gene: Mettl2
Product: tRNA N(3)-methylcytidine methyltransferase Mettl2
Exons: 4
Coding region: 226-1290 (354 amino acids)
Molecular function (GO): tRNA (cytidine-N3)-methyltransferase activity
Source: RefSeq, a predicted model, not a curated record